Messenger RNA from Trichoplusia ni (cabbage looper), 1696 nucleotides. RefSeq names its product dihydroorotate dehydrogenase (quinone), mitochondrial (gene Dhod). The coding region runs from base 224 to 1402 and encodes 392 amino acids. Gene Ontology annotation, biological process: 'de novo' pyrimidine nucleobase biosynthetic process; pyrimidine ribonucleotide biosynthetic process. Gene Ontology annotation, molecular function: dihydroorotate dehydrogenase activity. The record is from RefSeq and is a predicted model, not a curated record. Gene Ontology annotation, cellular component: mitochondrial inner membrane; cytoplasm. The transcript is spliced from 5 exons. NCBI's taxonomy places the organism in Eukaryota, Metazoa, Arthropoda, Insecta, Lepidoptera, Noctuidae.
AAAAAACAAUCGAUUAAAAACGGUUUACUGUCAUCAAUGGAAAAUAAGUAAAAAUCGCUUUCGCUUUCUUUGGUCAAUGACAUUUUGACAACUGUUUAUCAAAUUGUCAAAAUUCCAUUCUGACUUCGUUAGCUUCCUUGUAAUCUCCCUCAUAUUUUGUGGGAACGUUAACCUUAACGAGAGUAUUUCAUUGAUCAAAUUUUUAUUUCAGUAGUAUAGAACAAUGGGUAGUAGAGAACAGGCAAUCAAAAAACUAAAAUCAUUAUGCUAUGUUACGUUUGGAGGCGCAGCGGCUUAUCAAAUCAUUUAUUACAAAAAAGAUUUCAAUGGUUAUUAUACUAAUAUUUUACAACCAGUCAGUCAAUAUCUCAAUCCUGAAGUAGCUCACAAGCUUGGUGUGGCAGCUAUAAAAUAUGGUAUAUUUCCUUCCGAGAAGGCAGAAGAUCCUUCGAUAUUGAAAACGAAAUUUCUCAAUUAUGAUUUAAAUAACCCAAUUGGAAUUGCGGCAGGCUUUGAUAAGCAUGGUGAUGCUGUUGUAGGGUUGAGAAAAUUAGGAUUCUCUAUUGUGGAAAUUGGCUCUAUCACACCAGAAGCUCAACCUGGAAAUCCUAAACCAAGGGUAUUUAGAUUACCUGAAGACGAAGCUGUUAUAAACCGGUAUGGUUUUAACAGUGAAGGACAUGACAAAGUGCACCAGAAAAUUGAUACUUUAGAAAAAUCACUUCUGGAUAAAGGACUAUUGGGAAUUAACUUAGGGAAAAACAAACUAUCUGAAAACCCAAUUGAAGAUUAUGUUUUAGGAAUAAAAAAGUUCUCAAAUGUAGCAGAUUAUUUUGUUAUAAACAUUAGCAGCCCCAACACCCCAGGCUUAAGAGCCUUACAGCAGAAAGAGGAACUCUCCCAACUCCUCACAGAAAUCAACAAAGCACGAGAUGCAUGUCAGACCAAGAACAAACCACCACUGCUUCUCAAACUGGCACCAGACCUCAGUAAUGAGGAAAUGAAAGAAGUUGUAUCAGUAAUAUUAAGAAAAGAAUGUCAUGUUGAUGGCUUAAUAAUCUCAAACACAACCAUAGACAGACCACAGCUUCGUAGUAAACAGCAUACUGAAGAAGCAGGUGGUCUAAGUGGUAAACCUCUGACUAACAAGUCCACAGAAAUGAUAAGGGAGAUGUAUAAAAUGACGAAAGGCAAAGUGCCCAUUGUUGGAGUAGGAGGUGUAUUCACAGGACAAGAUGCAUAUGAGAAAAUUUUGGCAGGCGCAAGUGCUGUUCAAAUAUACACAGCCCUAAUUUAUCAUGGGCCACCAGUAGUGACGAAAAUUAAAACAGAAUUAGCAGAACUACUGGAAAGAGAUGGUUAUAGUAAUGUUAAUGAAGCAGUUGGCAAAGGAAUUAAAUGAACAUUUCAACACUUGUUAUAAAAAUGCAUAGUUAAUUGGAUUGCAGAGUUAAUUAGUGGGAUAGUUUUUAAUUGGCAUCUGACAAAUUGAUUUCAUUAAAACUGUUUCUAUUUUCAAUUGAUUAAUAUACUCCACUUGCAAGAUAAUUUGCUGUAUAGACAUGAUUGUUUUGUAUUGUUAGUAUUGAUAUCUAAGUAGUGUUUAGUUUAGUUAAAUUAUGAUAUUUUUGUAAUUCUGCUCACUAAUUAUUAUUGAGAAGCAAAUUAAAUAUUAUUAUUUUGUGAUUAUUUUUGA